Messenger RNA from Haplochromis burtoni (Burton's mouthbrooder), 3161 nucleotides. RefSeq names its product anoctamin 7 (gene ano7). Gene Ontology annotation, cellular component: plasma membrane. Lineage: Eukaryota; Metazoa; Chordata; Actinopteri; Cichliformes; Cichlidae. The record is from RefSeq and is a predicted model, not a curated record. The transcript has 24 exons. Gene Ontology annotation, molecular function: protein dimerization activity; chloride channel activity. Bases 125 to 2773 code for a protein of 882 amino acids. Gene Ontology annotation, biological process: calcium activated phospholipid scrambling; chloride transmembrane transport.
GGCCUCUCCUGAAGUCAGCUCGCCUCUACAAACAAGUUGAUCAGCUGCUGAAGCUCCAGAGAGCCGCGAGCUCGCCUGAGGCCGUCACUGUCUGCACGCACAGGAGGAGGAAGGUUUUGGGAGGAUGAGGCGGAGAGGGGAUCAGAGAGAGGAUGGCACAACACUAAUCACCAUGGAAACCAGCCCAGAGAACAACUAUGGCACUAUGAAUGCAGUUCAGCCUGAGGCUGGGAAUGUUUUCAGUGAUGGAUCGACUCGGGUCGACUUUGUGCUGGUGUGGGAGGAGCCAAGGAGCAUGCAGGAGGAGAGCAUGGGUGUUAGCCCUGCCCACCGCCGGUGGAGGGAGGAGUUUCUGAAAAGACUGAGACACUCUGGACUUCUGCAGGAACAGAAGGAGGUCCUCCAGACAAAGAAGAGGAUCUGUUUUGUCCUCCUCAGCGCUCCAUGGAGCGUGCUCUGUUACUACGCUGAGGAGAUCAGCCUCAGAGUCCCACUGCAGGUGGUCACCGCCCCCAUCGUUAACUGGUCCGAACAGAUCCUGUCCAAGCUGUCUCUUCCCAACCUUAUGUCCCAGGACGUCCCCAACCCCCCGCCCGACUACUACACCUGCCAGUUCAGGACCAACAAGCUGGAGAGGUUUUUGGGCAGCGACAACAAAGACACGUUCUUCAAGACGACCCAGAGACACCAGGUGCUGUACGAGAUCUUAGCCAGGACUCCAUAUGGUUCGGUGAAGAACGGGGAGGUGGGCGUCGACCGUCUGCUGAACGAGCAGGUCUUCACUGCCGCCUACCCGCUGCACGAGGGACAUUAUCAGCUGCCGACCCCCCCGGUCAGUCCCCAGAGUUUAAGCCUGAGGCAGAUCCUGUAUGCUUACUGGGCCCAGUGGUCCUGCUGUAGACACUACCAACCUCUGGACCACAUCAGGGAGUACUUUGGGGAGAAGAUCGCACUUUAUUUUGCCUGGUUAGGCUUCUACACCGGCUGGCUGCUGCCGGCGUCUGUCGUCGGGACGGUGAUCUUCCUGAUCGGGUUUUGGCUCGUGGCCACCGACGUUCCAGCGAACGAGUUGUGUGGUAGCGGAAACAGCUUCAUCAUGUGUCCGCUCUGUAAUAUCUGCUCCUACUGGAACUACUCCAGCAUCUGCGUCACCUACAAGGCAGGUCUGCUGUUUGAUAACGGAGGAACCGUUUUCCUCAGUGUCUUCAUGUCUCUGUGGGCCAUCACCUUCCUCGAGUACUGGAAGAGAACAUGUUCAUCUUUGUCUCACCGCUGGGACUGCUCCGAAUUCCAGGACAUCGAGGAGCGACCUCGUCCAGAGUUCACCGCCAUGGCACCGAUGACCAUGAGGAACCCGGUGACCGGAGUGGAGGAGCCGUAUUUUCCUGAAAAUAAGCGGUUCAACAGAACUCUGACUGGCUGCAUGGUCAUCAUCAUCAUGGUCGCUGUGGUGUUGAUUUUUCUCACGGCCAUCAUUUUGUAUCGCACCAUCCUCAGCAUCAUCAUCUACAAGUCAGAGUACAGCUUCUUCAGCUUCUCUGCUGGGAGAAUAGCCAGUUUCUCAGGGUCAGUGUUGAAUCUGCUGGUCAUCCUUCUGCUGUCCAGGAUUUACACCGCCCUGGCCCACAUCCUCACCCGCUGGGAGAUGCAUCGCACUCAGACGAAAUACGAAGACAUGUUCAUCCUGAAAGUUUUCGUCUUCCAGUUUGUUAACUUCUACUCGUCUCCGGUCUACAUCGCCUUCUUCAAAGGCAGGUUCAUUGGCUACCCUGGAAAUUACAACACUUUGUUUGGAGUCCGCAACGAAGACUGUGGAGCAGGUGGAUGUCUCAUUGAUCUGGCUCAGGAGCUGCUGGUCAUCAUGGUGGGAAAACAGCUGAUCAACAACAUCCAGGAGUUCAUUUCCCCGAAGGUGAAGUCAUGGUGGCAGAAGAGGAAGCUGAAUCCUCAGCUGAAGGAGGCGGGACAGGAGGCCCAGAGGCAGGAGGAGGCUUCUCCCUGGGAGGCAGACUACCAGCUGCUGGUCUGUGAGGGACUCUUCAGCGAAUACCUGGAGAUGGUGAUUCAGUUUGGGUUCAUCACCAUCUUCGUGGCGGCAUGCCCCCUCGCUCCUCUCUUCGCCCUCAUUAAUAACUGGGUGGAGGUCCGUCUGGAUGCUCAGAAGUUUGUGACUGAAUACCGUCGCCCGGUGGUAGAGCGAGCUCAGGACAUCGGCAUCUGGUUUCCCAUCCUGCAGUUCAUCGCACACAUGGCCGUCCUGAGCAACGCGUUCCUCAUAGCGUUUACGUCAUCCUUUGUGCCUCGACUGUACUACCGCUACACCAGAGACAGCACACUCAGUGGCUUCAUCAACUUCACUCUGGCUACAUCACCGCUCAGCUACCAGCAACAGCACAACACAUCCUGCAGGUAUUGGGCUUUCAGGGAUGAAAAUGGUGAAUACCUGCCAGAGUACUUCCACCUCCUCGCUAUACGGCUCGGUUUCGUCAUCAUCUUUGAGCACGUAGUCUUCUUCAUCGGCCGCUUAAUAGAUUUGAUGGUUCCUGAUGUGUCCGAAGAGGUGGAGAUGAAGAUAAAGAGGGAGCACUACAUGGCUAAAGAGGCUCUGGCUGAGAACCAGUCUCUGGGGAAGACCAUGAUUCCUGGGAAUGGGGAAGCCCCGCCCAGUGAACUGCGACAGCGUAGAUCCAGAAUCUCUCCACAGGAGAGCGACCCACCGUCACCGAACCUGGAGGAGAUCGCAGAGGAGACUGAAGCAAUAUUCAGCUCCUAAGACGAAGCUCAGGUGGACUUGGGCUCCAACACUCAACGCUCGUUUUUAACCACUGGCUGCUUAUCACUGUGCCUGUCAUCAAAUAACUCUUUAACUGUAACUUACUAUUUUCAAAACUUGCCAUGUUUGUUGUAAUUGAAGUUUCUGAGUUAAAUGCUAAAUGUUGCUCAGCAGCACCUGAUGGGAGGCAGUUAGCGACAGCGCUGUAACAUGAGCUGGGCUUUUUCAUGUAAUGAACAUUUGGAUAUCUGUUACACAUAAACUUAUACAUAUCCAAUAGGGGUGCAGCGAUACUCGUAUCGAUAUUGAACCGUUCGAUACAGUGCUUUCGGUUCCGUACGCAUAUGUAUCGAACAAUACAACAUUUUUAAUUAUUUUAUCAACUUUC